CCGGGCUCUCACGACGUAACCUGGAAUACGCCAAAAAGGCAGCAGCAUCUGCAGCCUACAAAAAACACCUCACCCGACAACUUGCAGGGGAAAAAAAUGCCUCCACGAUCGAGCAAUCCCAGGCAGAGUACCGCGUCGCAUAGGUCGACAUUGUCAUUAUCCAAAACCGAAGUCACAAUCCAUGUCUAUGAUCUGCUACCUCCAGGUCGCCUAUCCUCUGUUCUUUGGACAUUUGGCGCGUCACUACUGCACUCGGGUGUCGUGAUCAAUGGCAGAGAGUAUGCUUACGGCGGGCACGAACGGCGAGGUGUGACGGGAGUAUACUGGACAAAGCCCAAGACGGAGCCCCCCGGCGGCACUUUCAAGUCCGAGAUCCUCCACGGCUUUACCUUUGCAACCCAGGCUGAGAUCGACGCGAUUCUGGAGGAAGCCUCGAGAGACUUCCUCGGAACCUCCUACAACCUCUUGACGAAAAAUUGCAACCACUUCACUUCCUAUCUCUGCAGAAAGCUUACCGGCCGUCCCGGUCCCGGCUGGCUGAACCGUGCGGCAAGCAUCGGCGUCGCGUUACCCUGCGUUGUCCCUAGGGACUGGAUCGACCCACCCGAGUACGAUACCGCCGACGGCGCACUUCUAGAAGAGGAGGAGGACGACGAUCGUGCUCACGAAGGCUCUAGGAUGCUGAAGCAAUCGCCGCCGAGAUUCCUCACCGAGAACUCCAAAGAUCAAGCAGAGGACGCCGAUUGGGAUAGCGAGGAGGAACGACGCCGCGGCGGCAACGGUAAGGGCAAGAAGGCCGUACGGGAUACUGCGGGUCGGGAUCUACCUGCUGCCGAAAGGGCUCCGGCUCGAAAGUAGAGCUCGUCGUCGAUGCUCUACAACUAGGUAUACGGCAUGUUUUGGCGUUACAAAGGUCUGGCGUUUGGGCUUAGUGGGCGUACAGCACUUGAUACCAGCGGGGUUGGACAUCUGCAUUUUC
This is a messenger RNA of Colletotrichum acutatum, 979 nucleotides long. Its product is annotated as PPPDE putative peptidase domain-containing protein. The coding region runs from base 97 to 858 and encodes 253 amino acids. The record is from RefSeq and is a predicted model, not a curated record. Gene Ontology annotation, biological process: protein deubiquitination. Gene Ontology annotation, molecular function: deubiquitinase activity. NCBI's taxonomy places the organism in Eukaryota, Fungi, Ascomycota, Sordariomycetes, Glomerellales, Glomerellaceae. The transcript has 2 exons.